GCUGAUUGGCUGCUGGGAGGGGCGUGCGGCUGUGACGUCAGUAGCAGAGAGCAAAGAUGGCGGCGGUGACCAGAGGCUCCUCCGCUGUUCUCAGACGGCUGCUGACUCAGCAGUACCGUCGCCGAUGUUUCCGGCUGCAGAGCGUCAGAUGUGUCCGUACGGUGCAGCCGGCGGCGAUCAGAUGGGACAGAAACAUCCAGAUGUUGAGCAGCAGGACACUGCACAUCAGCAGCGUGAGCCGAGGACCGAUCGUCCAGUUCAAGCUGUCGGACAUCGGAGAGGGAAUCAUGGAGGUGACGGUGAAGGAGUGGUACGUGAAGGAGGGUGAUAAGGUGUCCCAGUUCGACAGCAUCUGUGAGGUGCAGAGCGACAAGGCGUCCGUCACCAUCACCAGCCGCUACGACGGCGUCAUCAAGAGGCUGUACUACGACGUAGACGCCACGGCGCUGGUCGGGAAACCACUGGUCGACAUAGAGACGGAGGCAGGCCCAGCGGUGAUCCCGGAGGAGGAUGUGGUGGAGACUCCUGCCAUGGCGAGAGAAGAACACACCCACCAGGAGAUCAAAGGGCUGAAGACGCAGGCCACGCCCGCCGUCAGACGCCUCGCCAUCGAGAACAACAUUAAACUCAGCGAGGUUGUGGGGACGGGGAGAGACGGACGCAUCCUGAAGGAAGACAUCCUGAACUUCCUGGCGAAGCAGACGGGCGCCAUCAUCCCUCCGACUCUGUUCCAGGAGAUCCAGACUCCGCCUCCGGCCCCGGCCGCCACGGCAACCGCCGCCCGGCCCGCUGCCACCGCCGCCGCCAAACCUCCGGCCGCCACGCCCAGACCCGUCUUCACCGGGAAGGAUGUCACCGAGCCGCUCAAAG
Perca flavescens (yellow perch) is the source of this 870-nucleotide messenger RNA. RefSeq names its product lipoamide acyltransferase component of branched-chain alpha-keto acid dehydrogenase complex, mitochondrial. The annotation marks the transcript as partial. Gene Ontology annotation, cellular component: mitochondrion; cytoplasm. Gene Ontology annotation, molecular function: lipoic acid binding; acetyltransferase activity. Lineage: Eukaryota; Metazoa; Chordata; Actinopteri; Perciformes; Percidae. The transcript has 6 exons. The record is from RefSeq and is a predicted model, not a curated record.